UGAAUGCAGGGUUACCGCGCCCAUCUCUGCUGUUUGAUGGCCGGAGGAAGAAGCGACUGAGAUCCUGGCGUGAAGGAAGAAACAGAAGGGACGACGACGGUUGGGAAAGACAAGAAGGGACAUUUGCAAUAAGUUGGAAUUUGCGUCGAACCCUUGGAACAAAUAAGCGGGACUUUGACUCGUCUGUCUGGGUGAAAAACGCCUCGUUCCUGCGCCUCUGUGCCGGUGUGUCUCCCCCUUCAGCGGGUUAAAAAACUGGGUUCGGGGAGUGCCGCUCCUCGGAGGCUAAACUUGAUAAAUCUGAGCGCCUGGGCUGAGAGAGGAGAGACAACACUUAACUGUUUCCAGUCAAUGUGAUACAAACAACGGAUACCUUCAACUGAAAGCGGAUCGGCAAGAGUCUAGGCGGCGGAGAGAAGCACACCAUUAGCAGAGGAAAAUGAGUGAACUGGAUCAGCUACGCCAGGAGGCUGAGCAGCUCAAGAACCAGAUCCGAGAUGCCAGGAAAGCGUGUGCAGAUGCUACCCUGUCUCAGAUCACAGCAAACAUUGACCCCGUUGGCCGAAUUCAGAUGCGGACUAGACGGACGCUGAGGGGGCAUUUGGCUAAGAUCUAUGCCAUGCACUGGGGGACUGAUUCAAGGCUUUUGGUCAGCGCCUCCCAGGAUGGCAAACUCAUUAUUUGGGACAGCUACACCACGAACAAGGUCCACGCCAUCCCGCUGCGCUCCUCCUGGGUGAUGACGUGCGCUUAUGCCCCUUCUGGGAACUACGUUGCCUGUGGUGGCCUGGACAACAUCUGCUCCAUCUACAACCUGAAGACCCGUGAAGGAAACGUGCGCGUCAGCCGUGAGCUGGCCGGACACACAGGUUACUUGUCCUGCUGUCGCUUCCUGGAUGACAACCAGAUUGUCACAAGCUCUGGAGACACCACCUGUGCUCUGUGGGACAUUGAAACUGGUCAGCAGACCACUACGUUUGCUGGUCACACCGGUGAUGUGAUGAGCCUCUCGCUGUCGCCGGACAGCAGACUGUUUGUGUCUGGAGCCUGUGAUGCCUCAGCCAAGCUCUGGGACAUCAGAGAAGGAAUGUGCCGGCAGACCUUCACUGGCCACGAGUCAGACAUCAAUGCCAUCUGUUUCUUCCCCAAUGGCAACGCCUUUGCCACGGGCUCAGACGACGCUACCUGCCGGCUGUUUGACCUGCGUGCCGACCAGGAGCUGAUGGUUUACUCACAUGACAACAUCAUCUGCGGCAUCACCUCCGUAGCAUUCUCCAAGAGUGGCCGCUUGCUGCUGGCUGGCUACGACGACUUCAACUGCAACGUCUGGGACACUUUGAAGGGCGACCGCGCAGGUGUCCUGGCCGGUCAUGACAACCGGGUGAGCUGCUUGGGUGUGACCGACGACGGCAUGGCAGUGGCGACAGGGUCCUGGGACAGCUUCCUCAAGAUCUGGAACUAGAGUUUGCAGAUGGCAUCCGGACUCCAAAGUCGAGUGCAAGACCAUUCCAACAUCACAAUGUUCAUUUUUAUUGCAUAUCCAAUCUUUUUUGAAAAACAAAAAACAAAAAAAACAAAAAAACAAGACAAAACACCAUAAUACUGACUCCAAACACCCCCCAAAAACUAUCAAGGGCAAAAAUUCUCUCCUUCUCUCUCCUUCUCAUUUAAAAGAGCACAAUUGUCUGUCACUCAUUCAGCUUAAGGAAAAAAAAAAGAAGAAAGAAAAACACUCAAAAAAAAAAAAGCUUGAGGAAUUUAGUGAUUUCAAAGUGGACUGCUGGGGAAAAAUAUCUCCCAACAAGUAUGGUAGUAAAUGAAAAAUCCGGAAAACCCCGUCCACUGCUCCACCACACGGCAAACGUGUCCUGCAUCCUCAUUAUGCACAGGUCUGAGUGAAGGUUAUUACGUGACAGUGAUCUAACUCUUCAUAGCUUUUUUUUUUUUUUCGACCAUGUUUUAUUUUUGUUCAUUAUUAUACUUUUUUUUUUUUUUUUUUUUGAAGAGAGGUAGAUCAGCGAACUCAGUUUAAUGUUUAAAACGAGGAUCAAAGCUUUGUUUUAUUUCCUAGUCUUUACACGUUUUUAGAGAAUGUUGUUUAUAGGCGGAGAAGCAAACCAACCUCCAGACGGCGCCAUCGUUAAGUCCAGCUUUACCCCACUGGAGAACAAAAGUGAGAGUAUUCAGCUUCAACAAGGAGUCCUCAAGCCACAUCUCACCCUUCUGUAUAUUUAGCUCCAUGAUACUUUAAUGGGUUUUUUUCUCUUUUUUUUUUUUUUUCUCUCUUUCUUUUUUUCCAGUGUAGUCCACAGAUCUUUGUUUGCACAAAAAUUAAACGUUGCAUAUAUAGGAUAAUGUCUAAAGAAAAAAAAAACGUUAACUAACCAAGCACAUGCUGUUUAUGAUAAUGAAUGCUUGUUUUUAAAAUGUAAUAAAAAGGAAAAAAAAUUACAAAAAAAACCAAAACAUUUUAACCAUUCUUACACCUUUCUGUCUGGCAACAGUGUAGAAUAAUUAAAUGAAGAUUAACCCAUCAGAUCAUAAUCCACCCUGCCCCCCCUUCUCUUUCUUUUUUUAAUUUUUCUUUUUCUUUCCUUUCUUUCCCCUCCUCUUUUAGUUUAGUUCUCCCUGGUUCGUGUUGCCCGUGGUCGGGACCGGUGAUGUGAUUCGGUUGUGUAGGGACGACCUCCACUUUUAGCCUGGUUGCAAUCUGGACGUUUCUUUUUAACAGAGGUGCCCAUUCCGUGCUUGGAAAUGCAGUUACUACUCUGUGAAUGACAUGUUGUAUAAAUCAAUGUUUGAAAAUAAUGAUAUUGAAACUUUUUAAGUUAAAAACAAGAAAAAAAAAAGAUUUUGGUUGUCUGCCAUGGGUGGGUUAUCUCUUAGAAUCGCAUGCUGUAGAAUUGCUUAAAAGGUGCAUAUGGAAUUAAGUCCUUUUGAUGUUUUUCUUUAAGAAAAUAACCUGUUGAAUAUAUCAAUACAAUGGUAUUUAUAUUUUUCUUUCUAUUUUUCUUUUUUUUUUGUUUCGUUUUUUGCUACUCUGUGCAUACAUGAUUCAACUGAAAUGUCAAAGCUAUGCACUUGAGAAGCAAGCCCUGCAACAUAAACGGUUACUCGGUCCAUUCUUGGGAGGGAUUCCACAAAUUUUAGAAGUACCAUAAAUGCUUAAAAUGUACACAAACACACACACGCACGCGCACACACAUUCAUUCACCUUAACACGUACAGUCCAAACGGAACAAAUAAAUUUUUCAUUCCUUCUGUAGCAAAACAAAAUUCCAUUUACAGAAACAUUUUAUAACUUUUUUUUUUUGUUUUUGUUUUGACCUUCUAUAGAAAACGAGAGAAAAAAAAAAUCUUGCAGCAUUUGAAUGGCAGAACUUUCUGUUAUUCCCUUCUUGUAAACAAUACGCUUUUUCUUUAGCAGUAGUAACUUUAUUUUCCGAUCUGUUUUUUUUUUUUUUUUUCUUUCUCUUUGCGACAUUCUGUACAAAAAAAAAAUGUGCUGUAAUUGUGCGUUAGGCCUGGAGUUGGCAAAAAAAAAUAAAACAAAUAAAAAAUAUUAAAAAUUAAUUAAAUUCCUUUUUCCUUUUCUCUUCAUCAAAUAACUGUAGAGCUCUGCACCCCUUCCCCACUGCCCCUCCCUUUCACCUUUUGUAUUUAAUUUUAAAGUCAGUCAGUGUACAACCGAAAGCUGGAUGCAAGAUAGAAACUAUAUUAAAAUGUACUGUUAUUUAAGAUGUAAUAAAAAGCAGUUUGAGAUGACCUAUUGUGUUGAGUGUGAUUCACUUAGAGCGAUUCCCACUGAAGCUAGAAUGUUGCAGACUGUUUGGUUUCCUUGUAAUUAUGUUUUAAGUCAAAUAAAACUAUUUCUUAUCCAC
Messenger RNA from Xiphophorus hellerii (green swordtail), 3881 nucleotides. It is a transcript of the gene gnb1a, whose product is annotated as guanine nucleotide binding protein (G protein), beta polypeptide 1a. The transcript has 11 exons. Gene Ontology annotation, biological process: signal transduction. The record is from RefSeq and is a predicted model, not a curated record. Gene Ontology annotation, molecular function: protein binding. The coding region runs from base 440 to 1462 and encodes 340 amino acids. NCBI's taxonomy places the organism in Eukaryota, Metazoa, Chordata, Actinopteri, Cyprinodontiformes, Poeciliidae.